Messenger RNA from Scomber scombrus (Atlantic mackerel), 1055 nucleotides. RefSeq names its product HscB mitochondrial iron-sulfur cluster cochaperone (gene hscb). Gene Ontology annotation, cellular component: mitochondrion. The record is from RefSeq and is a predicted model, not a curated record. The transcript is spliced from 6 exons. Bases 130 to 963 code for a protein of 277 amino acids. Gene Ontology annotation, molecular function: protein-folding chaperone binding; ATPase activator activity. NCBI's taxonomy places the organism in Eukaryota, Metazoa, Chordata, Actinopteri, Scombriformes, Scombridae. Gene Ontology annotation, biological process: protein complex oligomerization; [2Fe-2S] cluster assembly.
ACAACUUCUUCCUCUGUCUUUCUGAGAGAUGUUCAUGUUUUGACAGUAAGGAGGGAGGGGAUCUUAUGUUUUGAUUGAUUGAUUGAUUGAUUGAUUGAUUGAUUGAUAGAGUGUAUUUCAAGCUCAGACAUGCUGUGUUUGAACUCUUUGCGGAUUGUGUGCUCAUCUCGGGCUUUGCUGCACCCAAACCGGCUGAUGUCAGUUUUCAGAGCUGUUACAUAUCCAACACACUGUCUGCCUGUUACCAGCUUCCCCAAAAAGGACACAUGGAUCAGCAGCAUGAACCUAGGAGCACUUGGAAAAGGAAGACAGAUAAUUUAUUGCACUAAUCAAGUCCAAUCUUCAAGGAAUUACUGUGCAGCUCAAAUGAAACUGAACUGCUGGAGCUGCAAACAGCCUCUUGAUAAAACACCUGCAUUUUUCUGCUUGUCAUGCAAAGUAGUCCAGCCCCCUGAAGAAGAUACUUCCUACUUCAAGAUCAUGGAUUGUGACUGCACAUUCACACUGGACACACAAAAGCUGCAGAAAAGAUACUUGCAGCUCCAGCGGUUUCUACAUCCAGACAACUUCAGCCAGAAAUCUGUGAAAGAACAGGAGUAUUCAGAGCACCAGUCGGCUCUUGUGAAUAAAGCAUACACGACUCUGCUUAAGCCUUUGAGUCGUGGUCUUUAUAUGCUGGACCUGGAGGGGAUGAGUAUAGAAGAGGGCACCAGCUUUGGAGGUGAUCCGCAGUUUCUAAUGGAGGUGAUGGAGAUCAAUGAAGCUCUUGAUGGAGCACAGACUUCAGAAGAAGCCAAUAAGAUCGGCCAAGACACAAAAGGGAAGCUGGCAGACUUGACGGAGCAGAUAGACGCUGCCCUUCGUAAAGGAGAGCUUCAAACAGCAAAAGCGCUGCUUGCCCAAAUGAAAUACUUUGCAAACAUCGAUGAGAAAGUGAAAGAAAAACUUUCAGAGUUUAUGUAAACCCCCCCCCCCCCCCCCACACCCACACCCACACCCACCCUUGCCAAUAUUGUGUCACUUUAUAUUUUUAGCCACUUAAAAGAUGUGUACAG